This is a messenger RNA of Chlamydomonas reinhardtii, 2955 nucleotides long. RefSeq lists its product as uncharacterized. The record is from RefSeq and is a predicted model, not a curated record. Bases 463 to 2397 code for a protein of 644 amino acids. The transcript is spliced from 16 exons. Lineage: Eukaryota; Viridiplantae; Chlorophyta; Chlorophyceae; Chlamydomonadales; Chlamydomonadaceae. Gene Ontology annotation, molecular function: iron ion binding; L-ascorbic acid binding; 2-oxoglutarate-dependent dioxygenase activity.
GACUGACUCGCUUACUCACACCAAAGUUAAAGUUUCUGGGCGACAUCAUUGGGUCGUAGAACCCGACUUUCGUGCCCCAAGCGCCGCCUGCGUCGACACCAUUCUCUGCAAGACUUGUGACGCGCCGACAGCGCACGACCGCAGCUCUAUAGUCCUAGGACACCGCCCUUGACACCUUAAUAGCAUACGCGUGGGCUUCGGCGACGCUCACGACCGGGGGCCAACUCCCGACGAGCCAUCCGCGGCACGUCGCUCCCGACCCCGCGCCGACGGCGGGAGUCCCGGAGUGCUUCGGUCGUUAGCAGCGCCUGCGCAGCAGUCGCGCCCUUGAGCCGGCGCCCGCUGCAUCCUAGCGGCCCAUAGACACACACAAGCGCCACCGUGCCAGCUUGCGGAAGCCGCCCCAGGCAGCCCUAGCCCCACAGCAGCAGCCGCACCUGUGAAGAACAGCAACCACCAGCCAUGCCUCCCUCCAAAAAGGAAGCCACGGCCAACGGCGCCGCCGCCGCCGCCGACGCCGAAGUGGAGGCGGAGGCCCCUCCGCCUCCCGCUAAGAAGCUCAAGCCCGCGCCGCCGCCGCCGGCGGCGGGCACCGCGGGCGGCUACCCGCUGGAGCCGGGCAUUGUCAACCCGGAGACGCUGGCGACGGCGCAGGAACAGGCUGUCAAGUACCAGAAUGCGCAGCCGUACAAACACACCACGCUGAUCAACCCCUUCAACCCCGACCUGCUGCGCCAGGUUCGCGAUGAGAUCAUCAACAACAUCAACGCCACCUACAAGGAGACGGACCUGUUCAAGCUGUUCCAGACGGGCGACAUGGGCAAUCUGGACCAGCUGGAUCCCGACACGGCCGCCAAGCUGCCCGGCCUCAUGAAGCUCAAGCGGGCGCUGUACAGCGACGAGUUCCGGGCCAUGGUGACCACCGUGACCGGGUGCGGAGGUCUGCACACGCGCACCGACUGCUCCUGCAACGUGUACGCCUACGGCUGCCACCUGCUGUGCCACGAUGACGUCAUCGCCAACCGCCGCGUCAGCUGGAUCAUCUACCUGAGUGACCCCGACGAGCCCUGGACGGCGGAGGACGGUGGGGCGCUGGAGCUGUUCCCGCUGGUGGACGGCGACAAGCACACGCCCGCGCCCAACCCCUCCGUGUCGCACCUGCCCACCUUCAACACCAUGGCCUUCUUCACCGUCACGCCGGGCGUGUCGUUCCACAGUGUUCAGGAGGUGUUCACGGACUCCAAGCCGCGCAUGUCCAUAUCGGGCUGGUACCACGGCGACACGCCGCCGGAGGGCGCCGACAAGGCGUCUCUGGCGCAGCUGCAGCAGCGGGUGCGGCAGGAGGCCGUGGUGGCGCACACGCCCAUCGAGGGCGGCGAGGGCGCGUUGAGUGAUGAGGACCUGGGCAAGCUCAUCCGCUGGGUCAACCCGGUGUAUCUGGACGAGAGCUCCUGGCCCAAGAUCCAGGCCCGGUUCGCGGAGGAGGGCAGCGUGCAGCUGCACAACUUCAUCAAGAAGGGCGUGGCGGAGAAGAUCGUGGCUGCCUGCAUCGCCGAGGACGCUGCCGACCGGCUGGGCGCCAAACAGCUGCCUCGCUACGAGGCGGGAUGCAGGGACGGAUGGGCGCCCGCGGGCCCGCCGCACAAGCAGCGUUACCUCCGCUACGGCGGCGCCGGCGAGCCCGGCGAGGGCGAGGGCGCGGGAGCGCUGCUGGAGCGCGUGCGGCGGCAGCUGCUGUGCACGCCGGCCUUUGCGCGGCUGCUCAAGGCCUUCACCUCCAUCACCAUGCUGGGUCAGGCGGGAGAGACGCGGCGGUUCCGGCCAGGCAUGGACUACACGGUGGCCCACUAUGGCAUCCUCACCACCGACCCGCGACUGGACGUGGUGCUCACCUUCGUGGACGACGCCACGGACGAGGCAGCCAGCGCCUGGCAGGCUGGCGAGGUGGGCGGCUUCGAGGCCUACCUGCUGGCGGAGGAGGAGGCGCACGAGGGCGGCGCAGAGGAGGUGUACCGCGUCAACGCCGACGCCGAGGAGAGCGGCGUGCUCAACGUCAACGCCGCCGCCAACACACUCAACCUGGUGCUGCGGGACGAGGGACUCAUGCGCUUCGUCAAGUACGUCAGCUUCGCGGCGCCAGGCAGCAGGUGGGAUGUUGCGAUGGAGUUUUUACCAGAGGAUGACUCAGACGACGAGGAGGAGGGGGAGGAGAAGGAGAAGGAGGGGGAGCAGGAGAAGGAGGAGAAGAAGGCAAAGGGGGGCAAGAAGGCGGAGGAGGAGAAGGAGGGGGCGAAGGGCAGCAGGAAGGGAGGCGAGGCAAAGAAGGCUGCACGCAAGGGGCGCAAGGCGGCCGCGGAGGAGGAGGAGGCGGAGGAGGCAGCGGAGGAGUGUGAUUGAACGGGGGGCGUUGGGGUUUGACUGUGGUGGGUAUGAACACAUACGGGAACACACACGUCGCCGCAAAGAUUGCUUGCAUGCAUACGGCAAGUGUGCCCGGGAGGCGGUGCGACGCCGGCGGAUGCGACGCAUCCAAGCGUGUCCCUGUGACUGCCUGACUGGCUGACUAGGCGUGCAUGUUAACGGCCGGCCCAGUUGCCGUCCAGUCAUGUCCAUCGUCGUGCUGGCGGUUGAAGGGCUAGUGGGUCAGUUGGGGUGGGAUUGUAAUUGUUUUGUGAAAGCACUUUCCAGGAUGAAGUUAGUGCGAUGAGAUUUUGCGGACGCGCGGUAUCAAUGCUAGGAUAUUGCAGUCAUGCCGGAGGAUCCACUGCCAUGCGGUGUUCCAGAAUUGAUGACUGUGGCCGUGGCCGUGUCCGCACACGCGUGGGUGGCGAGCAAGGGCGUGGGUGGGAAAGAUAGAUGGGGGCAGCAAUCUGACGCUCCUGCUCCUGCCUGCCUGUGGAAGCGAAAGCAAGUGUGCUGCUGCAGAGUAUGGAAGGCAUGUAACGCAACGUGCAA